Messenger RNA from Gloeophyllum trabeum ATCC 11539, 3201 nucleotides. RefSeq lists its product as uncharacterized. Gene Ontology annotation, molecular function: metal ion binding. NCBI's taxonomy places the organism in Eukaryota, Fungi, Basidiomycota, Agaricomycetes, Gloeophyllales, Gloeophyllaceae. The record is from RefSeq and is a predicted model, not a curated record. The transcript has 21 exons. Bases 1 to 3201 code for a protein of 1066 amino acids.
AUGUCUCCCAGCGUAAAUGGAUCAGCUGUUGCUGCUGAAGCUGUUCAAACCCUAGGUAAUUAUGACUUGGUCCGGCGCUUCAAAUUGGACUUCUCGGACGUGGUCGUGUCCAAGUGGAAGAGCCGGACUACGGGACUCACGGUGGUACAUCUGGAUUACGAAGCACCCAUUGUCAAUGGUUAUUUUGUCGUUGCGACCGAAAUAUUCGAUGACAGCGGCUGUCCCCAUACUCUAGAACACCUAGUGUUUAUGGGUUCGGAGAAAUACCCGUACAAGGGUAUCAUUGAUCACCUUGCCAAUCGUGGUUUCUCCAACGGCACCAAUGCUUGGACGGAUACUGACCACACAGCAUAUACUGUAUCCACUGCCGGCGAGCAGGGCUUCCUCCAGCUGCUGCCAAUUUAUGUUGACCACAUUUUGUACCCGACUCUGACCAAAGCUGGCUUUGUCACGGAAGUGCACCAUGUCGAUGGCGAAGGGCACGACUCUGGAGUCGUAUACAGCGAGAUGCAAGGUCGCGAGAAUACCGCUGGCGACCUCAUGGCCCUCAAAAUGCAGCGCUUGCUUAAUCCUCCCGGUAGCGCAUACCGCAGUGAGACGGGAGGACUCAUGGAAGCGCUCCGAGUUCUUACAAUUGAACAGAUCCGGAAGUACCACGGCACCUAUUAUGUUCCUCACAAUCUAUCAUUGAUCAUCUGCGGGAAGCUAAGUAGUGGAACGAAUUCCUUGUUGAAACUCCUGCAGGAGCAAGUAGAACCACGGAUCGUGGAGCAUGGUCAAAAUAAAGGGGUCAAGCCUCCAGGAUGGAAGAGGCCAUUUGUGGAGACCGCUAGUGCGAUCAGGCCUGGCAUCAAGGCCAAUGUCGUAGAACAUGUGGAAUUCCCCGAGAAGGACGAGAGCGUAGGAGAGGUCAUGAUCAGUUACGUGGGACCACCUCCAAAUGCUUUCAUCGAGAGAAAGGCGCUCGAUAUACUCAGCACGUACCUGACUUCUUCGCCUGUAGCGCCUCUCAAUAAGGAAUAUAUCGAGACGGAGUCGCCCUUAUGUACAUACAUCUACUUUGGUGAAGACACUCGCGCUACUCAUGUCGAUCUCCCUAUAUACAUUGGAUCUGUGCCUACGGAACAUAUCGACACGUUCUCCGAGAGAUUGCGGUCAAGCUUCAAACGUAUCGCGCAGGAGGGCUUCGAUAUGGAACGGAUGUCUAUGGUUAUCAAUCGCGAUGAGAGACAGCUCCUCAGCAAACUGGAGUCUGCCAAGGGUGAUACGUUCUCGGGAACAGUCAUCACUGAUUUCCUCUACGGGAAGGAGGAUGCGUCGGAGUUGUUACCCGCCAUGGACGAGAUCAACUACUACAAUGCUCUGAAGAAGUGGACGAACCAAGAUUGGGUGAAGCUCCUGCAGAGGCUAGUGUAUUAUAUUGACCCUCCGAGUGUCACCGUUGUCGGGAAACCUUCUGCAGCCAUGGCUGACAAGCUCGAAGUAGACGAGAAAGUCCGCAUCGCUGCUCAGAAGGAGAAAUUGGGGCCGGAAGGCCUCAAGGAAAAGGCGCGGGAGCUUGAAGAGGCAAAGAAGGAGCAUGAAAAACCCAUCCCCACCGAUAUCUUGACUGCCUUCCCGGUCCCCGACGUCAAGAGUAUCUCUUGGAUAACUGUGAAGAGUAUACAGGAGGGUGGUAAGGGCCGCUUGCCGUCCAAGUUCGACGCCGACCCGGAGUUAGUCAAGCACAUAAGUACUGAUGGCCAGCAGCUGCCGUUCUUUGUGCAAUAUGACCAUGUGCACUCCGAGUUCGUCACUAUUCACGCAUACUUCUCCCUCGCCAAGCUCCCGAAUCGCCUUCGUCCGUACCUUUCUGCUUACCUGGCUUCGUUCUUCUCCUUGCCUAUCAAGCGUUCUACGGGUGAAGAGCUCACCCACGAGGAAGUCGUGAACAAACUCGACAAUGAGACUGUCUCGUACGAAGUUAAUCUGGGGACUGCUAUACCGUCUGGGUUCCCCGAGCUUCUUCGUGUCAGCAUCAAAACCGAGGCCAAGAUGUAUGAAAACGGGGUUGCAUGGCUAAAGGAUCUGAUUUAUGGGAGCAAGUUUGACAAAGAAAGACUCCAAGUAACUGUGGCCAAGAUUCAGCAGUCCCUGCCUGAGCUGAAGCGCGACGGCAGCACCGUCAUGCAAUCAUUCCAGACGGACCUCAUCUACGAUGAGAGCUCGUCCACGCGGGCUGGAGGGCUCCUGGCUCAGAUGGACUUUAUUCCGAGUAUCACCCAGCGGCUACAGGAAUCACCCGAAGCUGUGGCUCUGGAGUUUGAGGAGUUGAGGAAAUAUGUUACCGAGCCGUCUGGAAUUCGUUUCGCUGUGGCUGGCAACAUUCUCGACCUUCCACAACCCCGCAGCAUAUGGCGGAAGCACUUUGGGAGCAUCAUACCUGAAACCCCUCUAGCGCCUGUCAAACUCUCGCAAGAGUCGCUGAGUCCUGUGGGUCGGUAUCCUGUAAAGAAGGCUGUUGUCGUCAGCCUUCCAACCAUUGAAAGUUCCUUCGUCACACAUACGACGAAGGGAAUCCAGGGUUUCGCUCAUCCCGAGUAUCCCGCUCUGAGGGUAGCAUCCGAAGUUCUCAACGCGACUGAAAGCUAUCUCUGGCGAUACAUCCGUGGCUCCGGUCUGGCGUAUGGUGCCUACGUCUCAGCAGAUACCGAAGCAGGGUUGAUCAGCUUCUCUCUCUACCGGAGCUCGAAUGCUAUCCAAGGCUUUGAACAGGCGGGCAAAGUAGUCCGAGGUCUCGUCGACGGCUCAAUUGAACUGGAUUCGACAACGAUCGACGCGGCCAAGAGCAGCAUUGUGUAUGGCGUGGCCAAAGCUGUGUCAACAGCUAGCAGAGCGGCCGCCGUGUCCUUCUCCAACCAGGCUUUGAAAGGUCUGCCACAGGACUACAACGUCAAGCUCCUGGAGAAGUACCAGGCAAUCACGAAAGAGGACGUGCUGGAGUCCCUGCGGAAGCACUUCCUCCCGCUAUUUGACGCUUCGUCAUCCAUUGCUGUCGUCGCAACCGCACCUGGCAAAGCGGACCAGAUCAGCGAGGGCCUGACUAAGUUCGGGUUCCAAGUUGAAAAGCGGACGCUGCAGGUUGAUCCCGAAGAGUUGGACGGUAUGGAUGAAGAUGGCAGCGAGUCUAGUGACAGCGAAGAGAGCGGUGAAAGCCGGUGA